Messenger RNA from Anisakis simplex (herring worm), 348 nucleotides. Lineage: Eukaryota; Metazoa; Nematoda; Chromadorea; Rhabditida; Anisakidae. The record is from the annotation of a GenBank genome assembly.
GUGAAAGAUUUCCCAGAAUCAAUGCGUUUCCACGAGAUAGCACCAUCACAGUUCGAGAAUCUCUUCCAGUUCCUACCGUUCUUGGAUUAUACGCGCACUGUCUUAACAAACGACUACGAUAAAGGACGUUUGAACAUUCUGAACUUCAUGAGUGGUUUUGCGGGUGCACCUGAUCCAGGCCCGAAAGCUUAUCUAUGUUGUGGUCUUUGCGACGCACCUGAAUUGUCCUCAACACCGUUACAUUUGGAUGUUUCGAAUGCGGUGAAUUUCUUGCCAAUCGUACAAGCACCCAUUGAUAUGUCGUAUGAAGAAAUUUCUGAAGGUAUCAUUCGCGCUCAAUUACUUUAG